AUGAUCUUCCUAACAUGUAGCCUUGGAAGCAGCGAGCAUUCGAGUAGCACUUUUCAAAUCCAUAUGCUAAUUCCUAUCAAAAAAACAACACAGAUCACAACCAGGCAUGAAAACGAAGCAUGUAAACACUUUCAUGAAAUCACCCAAGAUCUGCCCACAAACAGCUUGGAACCACACACAAGCACUAUGUUCAACCAGUCAUCUGGAGUGGUGGAAUUCCUUCUGUAUGGAUUCUCUGAUACUCAGGAAUGGGAGACAUUUCAUUUCAUUACUUUCCUGGUCAUUUAUCUGAUGGCUGUCACUGAAAACCUUCUCAUCAUCACAGUCAUCACCUGCAGUCCUCAGCUUCACAAACCCAUGUACUUCUUUCUAGCCAAUCUGGCAUUCCAAGACCUUGGCUCUAUAUCUGUCUCAGUUCCCAAAUCCUUGUCAAAUUCCCUGAUGAACACAAAGACCAUUUCAUACAAUGGAUGCAUCUGCCAGGUUUUCUACUUUAUGUUCUUCACUGUAUCUCAUUUUUUCCUCCUUGGCAUCAUGGCAUAUGACCGCUACUUUGCUAUCUGCAAUCCUCUGCACUAUGAGACUGCGAUGAACAGAAAAGCAUGUGUCAAAAUGGCAAUCAGUGCAUGGAUUACUGGGCUUAUCUAUUCCACAGUAUAUACUGGCAGUACAUUCACAAUUGAGUUCUGUUCUAAUGACAUCAGUCAGUUUUUCUGUGAAAUUCCACAGUUAUUCAAAAUUGCUUGCUCUGAUUCAUAUCUCAUCGCAUUUUGGGUUAUUUGUGUUGGUGCGUCUCUGGCUUUUACAUACUUUGCUCUGAUAGUUUAUUCUUAUGUUCAGAUCUUCAGGGCAGUUCUCAGAAUUCCUUCUGCCCAGGGAAAGGAAAAGGCCUUCUCAACUUGCCUGCCACACCUUAUUGUAAUAUCUGUAUAUUUUGCCAGUGGUUCAUUUGCCUAUCUAAAGCCAACUUCUGGGUCCCUAUCAGCCAUGGAUCUUGUGGCUUCUAUGUUCUACUGCAUGUUGCCUCCAGUUAUAAACCCUAUAAUCUAUAGUAUUCGGAAUAGGCAACUGAAAUCAGCAUUGUGGAAGUUGACUGCAAAAUUUUUCACCCCAAUUUUUCUUCCCCAAUUUGCAAUAUGUUUCUCUUCCUGUAAAAAUAUAGUAAAACAUUUUUAA
Podarcis raffonei (Aeolian wall lizard) is the source of this 1176-nucleotide messenger RNA. Its product is annotated as olfactory receptor 14A16-like. NCBI's taxonomy places the organism in Eukaryota, Metazoa, Chordata, Lepidosauria, Squamata, Lacertidae. Bases 1 to 1176 code for a protein of 391 amino acids. Gene Ontology annotation, molecular function: olfactory receptor activity; G protein-coupled receptor activity. Gene Ontology annotation, biological process: G protein-coupled receptor signaling pathway. The transcript is spliced from 3 exons. Gene Ontology annotation, cellular component: membrane. The record is from RefSeq and is a predicted model, not a curated record.